UUUGUCCAAAGAACAUUCACAUGUUCCAAGAAAGUAAGAUUCAACACUACUACUCCACAAAUAUAACGUUCAAAACUGACAUAAACCAAAUAAACAAGAUAUCUCAAAAAAAAAAAAAAUGAGAGAGUGAAUUCAAAUCAAACAUCAAAACCAUGAAGAACAAUACAUCAUCAACUAUGGCUUCCCUCUCUCUUCUCUUUUGUCUUCUCAUAUCACUUGUCUCAUCACACGAUUCAAACCAUUUGCCAGGCUUCAUCUACACAAGAGCCACAGGAAGAUGCACUCCACAGUUUUGGAGCGGGAGAAAAGAGACAUGGCCAAGAAUGGUACCAGAAACAUCAACAGUAUCAAAUGUGUUUGGUUGGAGAGUGUAUAAAAAGUACAGAUCAGAUCUAACCUUACUUGAAGCAACAGCUAGGAAUGAUGAAGCUGAUAAUCCAUUUGGAGCGUUGUUGAAAGAGGGAACAACAGCAUUGAUAAAUUCAUAUGCAAGAAAAGGUUUUCCUUAUAAGCCUUGGCAGGUUAAGACUUUGGUGAUGCAAAGUUUUGUUUCUGAAGUUGCUGCUGCUUCUCAAGCCAAACAUUUCUCUUUGGCUAAUCAUGCUUGUUCUUAAAUCAUAAUUAGUAGUAUUAAUAUUCAUUGUUGCUCUCUGUUUUUUAUAUUUUUCUUAAAUCACUGCUCUGUGAUGUUAAUUUAGAAAUAUGAUGGUGUAUGAAUUAAGAAGGAUUGGAAAUUUUAUGUGAUGAUGAGUGUGUUUUUUUAUUA
Molecule: messenger RNA, 766 nt
Organism: Trifolium pratense (red clover)
Lineage: Eukaryota; Viridiplantae; Streptophyta; Magnoliopsida; Fabales; Fabaceae
Exons: 2
Coding region: 153-614 (153 amino acids)
Source: RefSeq, a predicted model, not a curated record